Messenger RNA from Uranotaenia lowii, 740 nucleotides. RefSeq names its product odorant receptor 22b-like. Gene Ontology annotation, biological process: sensory perception of smell; detection of chemical stimulus involved in sensory perception of smell. The record is from RefSeq and is a predicted model, not a curated record. The transcript is spliced from 2 exons. Gene Ontology annotation, cellular component: plasma membrane. Gene Ontology annotation, molecular function: olfactory receptor activity; odorant binding. Bases 1 to 720 code for a protein of 239 amino acids. NCBI's taxonomy places the organism in Eukaryota, Metazoa, Arthropoda, Insecta, Diptera, Culicidae.
AUGUAUACUGUUUUUUCAUUCUUGAGGCCAGACCCUCGAAAGUUCGGAUUACCACUGCCAGCAGUGAUACCUUUUCUGGACAGCUACUCUGAACUGUUUUACUCAGUAAACUCGAUUUAUCAACACUGCAUUCUAAUCACCUCCAUUUGCUCAGCAGUUGGUCAGUUUGCUGUGAUCAUCGUCGGAAUUAUGACAGCCUGCUGUCAGAUAGAUGCUGUGAAAUCAAUUCUCACAAGUUACAACAGUAUGAUUGCUGAUUCUACGACAUCGGAGAAGAUUUUAACACAAGAAUUGAUCGAGAUUAUCCGGUUGCAUUCUCUAGUAAAAAACUACGUGGCCAAAAUCCAAACCAAGUUCGGAUUGCUGUUUCUUGCCUUGUUUAGCUGCAUCGGAAUCGUUACUGCCAUGUGCUUGAAUGUUGUGUCCUACAAUUUGCUGUCAUCCAGUACGUGUUUGAUGUUGAACUGCAUUUCAACGGUUCUGUUGUUUUGCUCCAGUGGAAAUUAUUUGCUAUCGGUUAAUGAUGGACUGGCACAAACGAUUUAUGAUUUAGAUUGGCAUAAGUUGUCGAUUUCGAACCAAAAAUUGUUUAUAUUUUUCCUAGCCAAUGCACAGCCACCUGCCAGAUUACAUGCACUUUUGCUGCCACUGGAUAUGUCUACUUUCAUUAAGAUCAUGAAAGCUUCGUUUUCAUAUUUUUCCAUUUUGAAUCAAAGGUAAAAAGAUUAACACCGCACUGA